AUGGCAUCAUGUUCUGAUUUAACAAAUCUUUCAUCAAUAAAUAAUUGUCGACCUAUAAUCAAGGCUCCUCCAGUUCCACUAUUGACAAGUAAAAAAUUUGUUGAACCAUUUAAUCGUUUGAAGAAUCGUGCAAAUUUAUUUCGUCGAAGAAAUUAUUCAUCACAUUUAGAUAUUAGUAAUCCUCGUUCAUUAUUACCUGCUGAGCAUUUUAUUACUUCUCAUCGAAUACUUGCAACAGAUAAUAGUAAUAAUAAUAAUAAUAACAUUAUUCUUAAACGAUCAAAUUCAAUGAUAUGUCCCCAACAACGUUUACAAACAUUAUUAAAAAAUAAUAAUAUUCGUAAUUCAAUUUGUGUUGAAGUGGCUGGUUGUCCAACAGAUGAAAGUUCAACAGAUGAUUAUAAUUUUAUAAAAACAUCAUCAAAUCGUUAUUUUGGAAAGAAAAAUUAUUCCAAAAUGAGUCAUAUUAAUGAACAGGAUACAUUCUCAUCAAGAGAAUCACUUAACGAGAAAACUAUUGAAGAAGGCAAGAAAAAAUAA
Adineta steineri is the source of this 540-nucleotide messenger RNA. NCBI's taxonomy places the organism in Eukaryota, Metazoa, Rotifera, Eurotatoria, Adinetida, Adinetidae. The record is from the annotation of a GenBank genome assembly.